Messenger RNA from Malurus melanocephalus (red-backed fairy wren), 3025 nucleotides. RefSeq names its product CDV3 homolog (gene CDV3). The record is from RefSeq and is a predicted model, not a curated record. The transcript is spliced from 6 exons. Gene Ontology annotation, cellular component: cytoplasm. Bases 155 to 883 code for a protein of 242 amino acids. Lineage: Eukaryota; Metazoa; Chordata; Aves; Passeriformes; Maluridae.
GCGUCAGGCGUGGGGCGUGCGGGCCGCCGGGCGGGCCCGGGCAGGAGCCGCCGCAGCAGCCGCAGCCGGGCGGCCGCGCUCGCCGAGCAGCGGGAGGGCCGCGCCGCUCACCUGUUGGCCGCCGCUGCCCUCCUUCCCCCGCCCGGCCGCCGCCAUGGCGGAGACCGAGGAGCGGAGCCUGGACGACUUCUUCGCCAAGCGGGACAAGAAGAAGAGGAAGGAGAAGAGCAGCCGAAGUGCCGCCGCCGCUGCCGCCUCCAGCGCUUCCAACGCCGGCUCCAGCGCGGCGGGCGCCGCCGCGGGGUCCCCGCGACCGACCGAGGGCGGCGGCUCCGGGGCCGCUGCCGCCUCCAGCGCUGCCGCUAGAAGUGGUGAAGAGGAUGAUUGGAAGGAGUUUGAGCAAAAGGAAGAAAUUGAUUAUAGUGGUCUUAGAGUUCAGUCCAUGCAAAUAAGUGAAAAAGAAGAUGAUGAAAGUGAAAAAAGAGAAGAACCCGGUGACAAUUGGGAAGAAACUGCUGGUGGUGGUGUAGACAGAUCAUCUGGUCCUUGGAACAAGUCAGCUCCUGCACCAGCCCCUGUCGUUGAACCAAUUGUUACAGAAACUCCAGAACCAGUGCAGACUGGUGGUGUGUACCGGCCGCCCGGUGCCAGGGAGAGCGGGCGGCCACGGAGAGCACAGCAAGGACCACCAGAGAUCUACAGUGACACGCAGUUCCCCUCACUGCAGUCCACCGCCAAGCUCGUAGACAGUCGAAAGGAUAAAGAAAUGGAGAAGAGCUUUGAAGUAGUAAAAUACAAAACUAGAGGUAGGGAUGAGGUCUCAAAAAACCAGGCACUUAAACUUCAGCUAGACAACCAGUAUGCUGUGCUUGGGGAUCAGUAGAGCUGCACACACAUUACAAUUAAGGAAUGCUUUUUUGGUAACCCUUCUACUAAGGUAACUAAACUACAGCUAACAGCUAUGAUGAACAUGCCACCUUAUUUCUUCUGGAUCUACUGCAUCGAGUGCAGACUACUUUGACGUAAGUGAUUGGUUCUCCUGCACUAUGGAAGCAUAAUAUGUUGCAACUUCUCCAUUGGAUAUGGGGCAGAUUAAUGUAAAUGAUUGAACAAGAGUCAUCAGUGUUCUUUAAUUGCUCAGAAAGAUACCUACAGCCAGUGGUCAUUUCAAAAUCUUUUUAUGUUCAGAUACUGAGCCUUCGUAAAGGUUGACUACCUCAGACUUGAUGCACUCAUUGUGGACACCAUGUGGAUCACAACUUCUGGAAGAGAAGGUUACAGCUGUUUUAGUGGCCAUCUGAAACUUGAAACCAGCUCUACUGGAUUCCUGUCAGAAAUCCUGCAGAAGUCAGCCAUCUGGUUCCAAUUUGCUAUAACAAAGAUUUAAGUGACCUUAAUGACAAACCUGUACGUUCCCCUUCUGAGGAAUCCUGUCAUGUGUAGCCAUAGCCUACUAGAGACUUCUGGAGCGUCCCAUACCACUCAUACUAUCCAACUACAACAGAGCUGUAGUUUGUUUACCUUUCUAGAGUGCUGUACRAAAGUAAUUGCAAAACAAAUUAAAACUCAGUUCAGUAUCAGAUUUGAGGAGUGAUGGGUUUGAAUGGUUUGUUUGCAUUAGCCAUUUUUAAAGUUGUCUGUUUAAGCAUUUUUUUCUAUUAUUCACCAAAAAAAAGCCUGCCUGGCUUCUGAUGUCGAUCUGCAGUAUAYUUAAACAAUAAGAUGUUGUAAUGAAAUAGGGUUUAUUUUGGGUUUUGUCAUGAAGUUUGUCUUUCUCACCCUAAAGCACUAAGACUUAGAGUUUUGAUUUGACACAGGUAUCCAGACUCCAACUGCAGUCUUCAGAAUUUAUCCUUUAAAAAUGGGAUAUGGGGCAGUAGUGAUACUAGAUAAAAACUAUCUUCUGUCAAAAACAAUUACUUGUUUGUUGAGGAGUGAUGCUCACUUGAUAAACAAAAKAAUUUAAUGUGCAGAGAGAGAACUAAAGCUGGUAAGCCUCAUUUGUUUGGCUACUUCUGUGAAGCAUGCAGCUCUCUGAGGCAGCAAWCCUCCAAGUAUAACUCAUAAAUGGUGUUUAUUCUCAGUCAGAAAGUUUAGUAAUGAUGGAAGGCAGUGACUUACUAGUGGAAGUAGGCAAAAUGGCAUUGGUACACUAGGAAUAUAGGACAGUGCUUGUAACUGUUUCAGUGAACCAAACCUGUCAAGUACCAGAAGUGUUCUGCUGUAACUUUUUCUCUUCUCUGAAUUUUUACACCAGAAGCAAAAUGAAGUACAAUAGUGGUGUGCUCCAGUGUUGAGGUUUCUCAGAAUAAAUGCCAAAAAAUAGACCCAACAUCCAUAGGAGUUGCCAAUGGCAAGAAAAACAAGGGAACAAAGCCAAGCUUGCUUACAUGUGUGGGAGUACUGUGUAUGUGCAGAAGAUAAGGAUAGUUCAGGAAUCACCCAGUUGGGUUCCCUUUAACUAACUGCUGACUUGCUUUAAAUUUACUUSUCUGAGGYCAAUGCAGAUUUUGCUGUUGGCUUCAGUGGGGCUGGGGUUUCACCUGGUUCUUUUGUGCACAGACUAAAACUGGCCUUGCCCUUGCAGAGUUAACUGUCUAUAAAAAUUCUGCUAGAAGCUGCUAUUAAAGAGAGGGCUCAAGAGACUAUUCCUAAAGUUGGAGACUUCAUUUGGAAACAAAACCCCRCUGAAAGACUGAUACCAAUACCUUGGACUCUGAGCCAUGUAUCUUCCUUGAAAAUCCAUUGUUGCCAGCAAAACUGUUGUCACAAUUUUUGUGGRAUUCAUGAUAAAUGGACACGUCACUUGAUGGGGUAGAGAUGUGAAGUCUUAAAAUGCUUUUCCUGAUGCUCUAAAGAGACGGAGAUUGCUAAAGGACAUGAAUAGAAUUCUAGUCUCCUGUGUGAAGGGUAGAUGAGACUGUCCAUUGUACCACCUUUAUUUGAGGUUUUUGGGCAUGAAUUCUGGCAGUUCAAGAAAACCCUGUAAAAGUUUCAAAUCAAAUAAAAUGGAAAUAUACAUGGA